UCGUAUCCAUCUCUGAAAACAGCAGCGCCAUUGUGAAAGAGGAAUCUGUGAAAUUCUCAACAACUUAGAAGGUCUGACCAUGGCCUUUGAAAUGAUAUUGACUGUUCUGGCCACAUCAUUCCUGGUGCUAGAGGCCAAAAUUUCCCAUGGCGGGCCCAUGGGCUGGCCAGACCUUGGUCAAAUGUACACCCUAGAAGACUUAAGAGGUGCUCUGGACAAUGGCUACUACGACCUGGAGAGCAGAAGUUCUCCUAAUGAGGACUGGUCUAAUGUCGGAUAUCAGGAGCCCACACUUAACGACGACAUCUUCAGCGAAGCUUCCAUCAGAGAUCAAGAAUACCAAGAGAACAGUCCCCUUUGGGGGUAUCAGUCUGUGUCUGGAGGAACUGGUGACGGAAAAGACAAUCCCAAGCAGGUCAAAACAGACAAAGUAUUGCCCGCCUACUGCAACCCGCCCAAUCCUUGCCCCAUAGGAUACACAGCGGAUGAUAACUGCGUAGAAAAUUUCGAAAACACUCCGGACAACAACAGAAAUCUGAUGAAACAACAGGAAUGCCCGUGCGACAAAGAGCAUAUGUUUAGUUGUCCGUCAGACAGUAGAAUCAGUACCAAGUCCGGAUCCUCGCUGGACAGUGUGAUUGACCAGCUAGGAAACAUGGAAAAUAACGCCUUUCUGUCCACAAAUGACAAGAGGAAAUCCUUAGUGGCUAAAAAAUCUCCACACAUGAUCAAAAAGAGAGAUACCGAACACGCCCGAAAUCCGUUUUAUGAGGGAGAUCAUAAGAGAAAUGCUGCAAAGAAGGGCUCUUUAAUGCCGUGGCACCAGUAGCCUAACACAGAACGAAGUGGAAAGAAAUAUUGGACAACUGAUAUCUUGUUCCCUAUCGCAGAAAAACUGAAAAAUUCAGAAUUUGCAAAUAUGUAAUAUUAUUUGUUGUUACAGGAAAAAUAAUUGAAUAUCAACGUCUAAAUUUCAAAACUGAAGUACAAACAGUAUUAGAAAAUGUGACCUUUAAAUCCUAAGAACAUUGUUACCCGCAAAUUUGUUAUCAUUUGAAAAUGUUA
Saccostrea echinata is the source of this 1065-nucleotide messenger RNA. RefSeq names its product neuroendocrine protein 7B2-like. The record is from RefSeq and is a predicted model, not a curated record. Gene Ontology annotation, molecular function: enzyme regulator activity. Gene Ontology annotation, biological process: regulation of hormone secretion; neuropeptide signaling pathway. Lineage: Eukaryota; Metazoa; Mollusca; Bivalvia; Ostreida; Ostreidae. The coding region runs from base 80 to 829 and encodes 249 amino acids. The transcript has 6 exons. Gene Ontology annotation, cellular component: secretory granule.